AUUGUGCACGCUGGUUAUUUAUAUGUGUCGUGUUUAGUCUUCGCUUCCGUUGCAAGAAAAUGAACCCUGAACCAGGGAACUUCUCCGACGUGGACAGUGAUGAUGGAGGUUUUGAUCUGCAGCAGGAAAUUGCCCGCAGUGCUUUCGCAGACAUGUGUCACGAUUGGGAACGUAAUCAAAAGUACGAUCGGGCAUUACAGGUAACCAUCGAACGCCUGCACGGAGAUGGCAAAGAGGCACACGUACUGGAUAUUGGAACGGGAAGCGGUUUGUUAUCGAUGAUGGCAGUCAGAGCGGGGGCCGAUAGCGUAACAGCAUGUGAAGCGUUUCGUCCGAUGGCAGACUGUGCGGAGCGUGUGAUUGCAGCCAAUGCUAAAGUUACUAACAGAAUUCGGUUAGUUAAAAAGAAAUCUACCGAAAUGAAGGUUGGUCCUGGGCAGGACUUGGAGCGAAGGGCGAAUGUACUGGUCACGGAGCUUUUUGAUACUGAAUUGAUUGGAGAAGGAGCAUUAGCAACCUACCGGCAUGCUUUGAGCAAGUUACUUGAACCGGGAUGUUGCGUUAUUCCCCAUUCAGCGACGAUUUAUGGUCAGAUUGUGGAAAGCCCAACAGCGAUGAGCUGGCAGGUUCCUAAAGCACUUAGCAAUGCAGAUGGAGAUGUGCUUCUGAGGACACCAAACGACGUAGACGAUUGUCGAGGAUCGGCGGCCGUUUUUGACGUUCAGCUUAGCCAACUGCCCUUGGGAAGCUUUACUGCACUAUCAGAACCGAUUCCAGUUUUUGAAUUUAAUUGGUCAGACAAGGAUGGGCUUGUGAACAAACGGCAUUCUAGAAAACUGAUAAAAAUUAAACAUUCAGGCGUGCCACAAGCAGUCUUUAUGUGGUGGGAUCUAAAAAUGGAUCUGGAGGAAAAAAUUCUUUUAAGUUGCGCUCCGUUUUGGGCGCAUCCUGACUAUGAAGUAUUGCGCAAAAAUAGUAUAGCUACGAAAACUCCUCACCAAAAUUUGAUUCCUUGGCGAGAUCAUUGGAUGCAAGCUAUUUAUUUCCUACCAAAGCAGAAAACUGCCUUGAUCAAAGGACAGGACGUCAAUUUAGAUGCUUAUCACGACGAGUUUUCGUUGUGGUUCGGAAUCGAUCAACCAGAUCUAGACCCUCCGCAUUGCUCUUGUGGUCUUCAUUUUGCGUACUCUCGUUCUCGGAUCGGUCAAAUAAACGAUGGUGCUAGAAACAAGCGAAUACUAAAUUACUUAGAAGAAAUUCUCAACAAGAAUUCUGUUGUUUUAGUUCUUGGGGAUGGAUCGUUGCUAGGAUUAGGACUUGUUGCGAUAGGAGUUCAAAAAGUUAUUCUGCUUGAGACAAGUCAAAUAUCAAAAGAAUGCAUGCAGAAAUAUGCAAGUUUCAACGGGUUGGAUUCAGUCAGUAUUAUUUCUAGCGUUGAUCAGUUGACUGACGAUGUAACUCAUGUUUUUGCAGAACCAUUCUUUGGAACAGCAAUUUUGCCGUGGGAUAACGCUAUCCAGUUUGGUGUUCAACUUGAUCUAAUUAAAUCUAAGCUGAGUUCGUCUGUCACAGUUAUACCGAGUUCUUUUAGUAUUCAUGCUGUUCCCGUGCAGUUUAUGGAUUUGCAAAAAAUUUGCAUGCCUCUUGGACGAUGUGAGGGUUUCGAUCUCAGCAUUAUGGAUAAAAUGAUUGAGGAGCAUUCUAACCUGACCGAUUCACCCGUUGAAGCGCAACCGCUUUGGGAAUAUCCAUGUUUCGCAGUUGGACUUCCAACUAAGCUGAUACACGUUAGUUUAGCGGAAAAAUUCGAAAGCUCCAAUCUAUGCCAAGGUACGAUGGAUAUAACACUAGACGAUGUUUUGACCGAAUGUAACGGAGUAGCUCUCUGGGCUGAUUGGCACAUGGACAAGACGGACAGACCUAAGACAAUUAUUUCUACCGGACCACUUACACCGUUGGGAGAGCAACUAGCAGAGCGGACCGAUGCCAUAAAGUGGAAUGCUAAUUGGCGACAGGGUGUCCAUUUGCUGAAAAAAUCAAUUCUAGGGAAAACAAUUUCCUGGAGCGUUCAGUUUCAUAGACAGCUUGAGAAGUGUAUUUUUAGUUUUGAAUAAAAGAA
Molecule: messenger RNA, 2119 nt
Organism: Topomyia yanbarensis
Lineage: Eukaryota; Metazoa; Arthropoda; Insecta; Diptera; Culicidae
Gene: Art7
Product: protein arginine N-methyltransferase 7
Exons: 2
Coding region: 60-2114 (684 amino acids)
Biological process (GO): peptidyl-arginine methylation
Molecular function (GO): protein-arginine omega-N monomethyltransferase activity
Source: RefSeq, a predicted model, not a curated record